CUUUAAAGAAGCAGCAGGAACAACCCUCAACAGCGGAGGCGGUGGUGGCGGGAGAAGAAGAGAUUUAAUUUAGUUGAUUUUCUGUGGUUGUUGGUUGUUCGCUUGUCUCACAGUGAUGGAAGCUGCACACUUCUUCGAAGGGACUGAGAAGCUGCUGGAGAUUUGGUUCUCACAGCAGCAGCCAGACAAGAGCAAAGGAUCUGGGGAUCUCGGCACCAUCCCAAGGUUUGAGUGGGAUAAACUUUUGGAGAAUGUGCAUUGUUUAAUCAUAAGUGUGACAAAAACUGACAAGCAGGAAGCUUAUGUACUCAGUGAGAGUAGCAUGUUUGUUUCCAAGAGAGGUUUCAUUUUGAAGACAUGUGGUACCGCCCUCUUACUGCAAGCACUGGUCCCCCUGUUGAAGCUUGCCAGGGAGUACAGUGGGUUUGACUCGAUUCAAAGCUUCUUUUAUUCUCAUAAGAAUUUCAUGAAGCCUUCCCACCAGGAGUACCCACACAGGAAUUUCCAGGAAGAAAUAGAAUUCUUUAAUGGUAUUUUCUCAAAUGGAGCAGCAUAUUGUAUGGGGCAUAUGAAUUCUGAUUGCUGGUACUUGUACACGGAUUUUCCAGAGAGCCAAGUUAUUAAUCAGCCAGAUCAGACACUGAAAAUUCUAAUGAGUGAACUUGACCCAGCAGUUAUGGACCCGUUCUACAUGAAAGAUGGUGUUACUGCAAAUGAUGUCACUCAUGUGAGUGGAAUUUGUGAUCUGAUACCAGGUUCUGUCAUUGAUGCUACAAUGUUCAAUCCUUGUGAGUAUUCAAUGAAUGGAAUGAAAUUGGAUGGAACUUAUUGGACUAUUCACAUCACUCCAGAACCAGAAUUUUCUUAUGUUAGCUUUGAAACUAACAUAGGUCAAACCUCUUAUGAUAACCUGAUCAGGAAAGUAGUGGAAGUUUUCAAGCCCGGAAAAUUUGUGACCACCCUCUUUGUAAAUCAGAGUUCUAAAUGUCACAGUGUUUUCUUCGGCCCAAAGAUUGAAGGGUUUAAACGUCUUAAUCACCAGAUUGCUCAGUUCAAUGAUUACAAUUUUGUUUUUACCAGUUUUGCUAAGAAUCAGCAGCAACAGCAGAGUUGAUUAAGAACAAUGAAGAAGAACCGCAAAAAGAAAACACGAUUAGAAGGUGGUGGCAGCUUUCUAGUCAAUGAUACAGGGGGCCAUGCUUUCCGUACCCACCACCUUAUAGUUUCGGGAAGCCCUAGAUGUAAUCAUAGUAUAAUCAUUUUGAAUGGUAUGCAUUAUUAUAUCAAGGAAUUAGAUAUCUUGCAUGACUGCUCUCUUCUGUGUUUAGGUAUUCUAUGCCACUCUUGCUGUGAACUUGAAGUGCAUGUAGAGAAAAACUUUUACUGUAUGAGACUUUACAACACUUGUAAAAGCAAUUCAAUUAGGAUUAUGCAUGGUGUAAUUUUUCUCCAGGUAUCACCAAAAAUUCCCCACAGACAAGGCUUUUGUCCUCAUUAGGUGUUGGCCUCAGCCUAAAUCAUCUGGGACUGUUC
This is a messenger RNA of Monodelphis domestica (gray short-tailed opossum), 1533 nucleotides long. The record is from RefSeq and is a predicted model, not a curated record. Lineage: Eukaryota; Metazoa; Chordata; Mammalia; Didelphimorphia; Didelphidae.